Molecule: messenger RNA, 2597 nt
Organism: Plodia interpunctella (Indianmeal moth)
Lineage: Eukaryota; Metazoa; Arthropoda; Insecta; Lepidoptera; Pyralidae
Exons: 2
Coding region: 142-618 (158 amino acids)
Source: RefSeq, a predicted model, not a curated record
CACUAUUUUCGUACCCAUUCGACGUCCGAUAAUACGACUAUUCCGUUCAGCACACGACUCGCGCCAGACGCUUGACAAUUUUUACAAAUUCGCGUCAACUCGUUCGGUAUUUUCAAAUUAUACUUUCAAAUAGAGUGACGGAUGAGUGAAUUUUCGUUGAAACUGGCGUGGCACCGGGACAGUGAGGGCGGCGCCAUGGAGAGCUGCUACAAGCUGUACACUUGGAUUAACCACACGUUGCUGAUGCUGCUACUACAGAUUUUCUGGAAGAUGAGCCAGAUAUCAGACUUCUUUAAAGAAAAGUCCGUAGAAGACGCGAAGUUAGAAAGAACAUUAGUCUUUUCAAACCUCACAAAGGAAUCAAAGCUGAGAAGGCACAUCAGGUCAAUGUCGGACGUACAAAGCAGCACGCCCUACAGAAUAAACUUCAGGUCACGGAAGGGAAGCACGCAGACCUUAGGAUAUGACUCUGAUACAAGAGCAAGAAGAAUCAGAUUAUACAACCGUCACAUGCAAUCUGAAUCAUCAGACUCGAGCGACUACAAGGAAUCCCAAAGAAAACUCUUAUACUUGGAAAGAAACAUCAUUAAGCCAACAGAUUCAAUGAGGAUUUUGUAAUUAAUGAUCUGAUAUAGUUACUUAUCGUAAACGAGGCUGUUCUAUCUAGUGGUGUGCUAAACUGGGAUCACCUGGCACAGUAGAAAUAAGUUAGAACUACGCACGACUAAAUUUAGUCUUGUUUAGAGCAUCUCAGACUGUUUAAGCGUCUUAUGAAGACUUGUAGUGCUUCCAAGAGGCAAUCUUACACCAAGGUUUGGCAAGCGCAAACGCAUCGUGUGAUAGACUGUGGAACUAUUCCCUUGCAAUAUGAUCCCAACGUGAUACAACUAUAAAUAAUAGAUUUUAUAGUGACAUUUUUCUGAGACUGUGAUCGAAAUAUAUUAAACCUAUAAGUAUGUUUAUAACAGAUGUUUCUACUAAUAAUAAUAUAAUUGUUUAGUUUAUAAGAUACAUAUAGCCAUACAUUCGACUGUGAACGAAUGGUACCUAUCUACAUAGUUAUAUGCCAUACAUUUGUUACAAAAAAAUAUAAUGAGCAGGUUUAGCUAUCGCAUUUUUAUUUCUUGUGUCAAUGUGAAUCAAUUUCUAUUGACUUGACUAUUGUAAGCAAUAAGAUUUAUGGAUCGAUUUAUUCUACAAAAAGUUUAAAUUCUAUCCUUUAAUUAUUUUAUAAUAAUUAGCGGACGGCAAAUGGAAAUAAAAAAUGUUGAAAGAAUAAGUUAAACUACUUACUAGGCAUCUACCGGUUACUUCACAUAAGUUUAUGUGAUAGGUACGUACGUACAACGAUUUACCUUUGUUCACAGAAAUGACUUUUUCCGAGCUCAUGCCGAUAUUUCUUGAUUUGAGCGAAUAUUUUUUUGUGUGUAAAAAAUAUUUUGUAUAAAGAUACAUAAUGUAUGGCGUAUGAUCCGUGCCCAUUCCUAAAAAACCUACGUCACUUGAUAUCGCGAUGAUAGAGCGAUGAAAUACACGACACGUGGUCGUAAUAGUUGUAGACCGAGAAUUACAAGAAUUCCGGCAAAAUUUUCAGGUAAUGUUUUCAUAGUAGGUAGAAUGACAACACUACGGCAAAAUGGAGUGGACCAGUUCCGUCGGAAGUACUUGGGAGAUGGUAACAAAGAUGGCCACUUAGAUACUUUUUCCUAUAUCUUAAAUAAGUAAUAGGGUAGGUAGUUGCCUGGGUAUAAAUAAAUGCAGUAUGCAAUUUUAUUAAAAUGUCAAUUUUAUUAAAGUAUGAAGAACUAUUGUUGAGUAGUCUUGUUAAGCUCAUAUUGAAGUUUAAUUGUAAUGCAUUUUGACUCCAAGAAAUGUGACGUCACUUUGUUGUCAUUUCAUAAGCUUUUAUUGAACUUGUAAUGUAACUAUGUAUGUGGCUGUCCCUUUGUACCACAGUUUUGUCUCUGGUAGAAUCUAGCAACUCAAGUUUGACACAUAUCUUCAACCGAUAAGUUGAAAUUUUGUUCAUGCGUUUCGUGGAUGACAAUGCAUUAUUAUGAUAAGCAUGAUCUAAUGACACCCAGGACACCCAGGAACGGCUCCAGACGUGGGAACUCCUCAACGGUUUAUUGCACGGACAUGAUUUUUUUGUCACACGUUAAAUGCAAUAUGAUUUCUCUGACAACAAUAAAAGCUUGUGUCAAAAAUGAAAUUUUUGUAAAAAACUUAUUGUUUUCACAUGGUUUCAUCGAUUUACAAUUAUGACGUAUUUUCUUUAAGAAUGGGCUCUGUCAUGUCGGCAUUUUUGCAGCUUAAGAUUUUUUUAUUUCCCUUUAUUGAAGUGAUACUAGUAGACGGUUGUUAAGUAUUAUUAUUAUCUCUUGAUGACAACGAUUAUAUUAAGUAGGUAAGAACCAACUUAUGUACAGCAUUUAUCAAAUCACAGUAUCUAUCAAAUAUAAUGUGGUUGCAAAACAAUUCAAUUAAGUGAGAUAAUACAAAACAACCGUUCUAAGUUUUAAGUCAUGCUACACUAUAUCAUUAACUUCUACAUCGAAUUGACUACUUAAACAAAAUAAAGUUUGUCUACAAAAGUA